Messenger RNA from Daldinia decipiens, 2316 nucleotides. RefSeq lists its product as uncharacterized. Gene Ontology annotation, molecular function: protein binding. The transcript is spliced from 8 exons. Lineage: Eukaryota; Fungi; Ascomycota; Sordariomycetes; Xylariales; Hypoxylaceae. The coding region runs from base 1 to 2316 and encodes 771 amino acids. The record is from RefSeq and is a predicted model, not a curated record.
AUGGCUACCAAGAGCACCCGAAAUUAUGCAAAAGCUCGGGAGCAAGGUAACGUCUUGUACCGGAAAGGCCGGUUCAGUGAAGCGUCAAAGGAAUAUCAGAAGGCUGCUACUCUGGCCCCUUCAGAUCCCUCUCCAUUGUCAAACCUUUCGGCUGUCAGCUUUGAAACUGGCAAAUACGCAGAAUGCGUUGACUUCGCGGAAAAGGCCUUGAGCCUUCUCAUGACUAACCCAGGAGAUGACACUCUGAAGCAGAAAUUGCUAGCCAGGCAAGCCAAAGCCUAUCUUCAGCUCUCAAGUCCGAACAAGGCCGAAGAGGUUUCAAAUCAACUGAAGCCAGGAGAGGAGGUUAAUGAUAUCCGUGAUUCGAUUGGCAAGUUAAGAACAUUUGAGAAGUUCUCCCCGCAGCAAGGAUUACUACGUGAGAGAUCAGUACAACUACCACGACUGAAACCAAACAUUCAGCACGAACCGCAUUAUUACGGUUUCGGUGACGAUACAGCUGAAUCGCAAUAUACGGCUGAGCUCGAGAAAUCUGCUGGCAAGGAUCCGGUCUUGUCCAUUAUGUUCUGUGGCGUUUCGGACGCUCGUCACGUCUUCCACACCGUUUCGGAGUACUCUUCAAAGAAAAAGGGACCCCAGAAGUUGCACAUCACAAUGGUGGAUCACAAGCCAAUUGUUCUGGCUCGCAUUUUGGUAUUUGCCAGCAUGCUACAUGAAGCGGCUGUUAGCCAAGAGUCAAAAGACGCGACGCUGCUGAAUCUGAGUUACGUGUACUGCGCUCAAAUCAUCCCACCAUUCGCGUGGGCUAACCUGCAAGAGACCAUAAAUAGGCUACUGAAUAGACUCGAGAAGAAGAGUUGGAAGUGGCUUGCGGCGGUGUAUGAAACCUCUACCUCAGUACGUCGCCGUGUGGCUGAAAGUCCUACCAGGGUAAUACCGGAGGUGAUGUUUAUGUUCUCCGAGUUCAAAAAGCGUGUUUCUGACUAUCUAGAUCGACACUGGAAAGUAAAUGUCACACUUCUCGAUCCGAUCAUGCAUAUAAGACAUGGAGAAUAUGUUUUAUCUGUAAUGGAGAACCACCCAUUCAGCAUGAUUGCAUCAACGGUGACGCAGCUGUCUGGACUGCGGGCACGUGAUGAAUCGAUAUGUUGCUUGAACCUAGGUUUCCUUAAGUUACGUGGUAGGCUGAUAAUGGAAGCGAUUGCUGGGGAUAUGGCCGAACCUUUGAAAUACCAUCUAAUUCAUAUGAACAACAUUCCAGAUUAUGUGGGAGGGCCUUUGACGAGCUUUCUCUACGGACCCCCGGUACUAAAGACAGGGGUUGGCACAGGCUUAACCUCAUGUUGCCUGCGACAUACGCACUCGUGGAAUAGCAUCAAUCAUGUUAACUCGGAGUACUUAUUAAUGCAUGAUCGAAGAUUGAUCGAGGAGCAUUUCCAAGUCAAGCUUUCUAAGGAACCUUCAAGAUCGGAAACACCCGUGAUGCAAUUCUAUCAUCGCUGGGAGAGAUGCGAGAGCAAGCGGCUCUCUUUGGAACGGCUGAUGCCGCGAGCAAGCUUCUCGAAAUGGUUAUUUGCUCACUACCUCAAGAUAUGCAUACCAUUCCCCCGCAACCCAGAUAUACUCGGUUUCAUUGCCCCUCUCAACAUGACGGCAUUUCUAAGACUCCUUGUUCAGAUGAGUGAGCUAGGCUAUCCCGGCCAUUGGCUAUCACAUAUUAUCACAUCUCUUAGUUGUGGUACAAUCACCACCACAGCACGGGCACCUCGGGACAAGAUCCUCGACACUACUGAUGUGGAUAAAGUAUAUCCAUCUCGCACUAUUUGUGUUAAGCCUUGGUCGGCAGAAUUCACUACGAUUGUAGCUCAAUGGCGAGGACUCCUCCCGUUUACCAUCGUGGUACCAAGCGGGAUCCUACCUCCACCAGAGACCAUCUUCGAGUAUUCGGUCAAGAUCCCACAUACUCCGGAUACACCAUUUGAACGUCCUGAAUUCAUAUUGAUCUUCUGUCGAGAAUAUGACUUGUUAGAGCGGGAUCUAUACAAGCUACUUCUUGACGACGAAAGAGGAGAUAUGACGGCUUCAGCUCGGGAGAUUAGGGCAGAUGGGGUCAACAUCGUGAGCACAAUCAAAUAUGUCACAGCUACUGCCACGGCUACCUUCUGGCUGAGGAGCGACGUGAUGGACUUGAUGUGCAAAGAAGACUGGGACGUUUUCAUCGGGAGGACUGAUUCAUGGGAACAUCAUACACCGGGCUAUCCUGUGAGGGAAGUUCUCUGGAAAAAGAGAUCUUGGAGGGACUGUGUAGUUGCGUGA